CUUUAGCAUGAGAGCUAACGAGACAAUGACUAAAGGGCCAAGAGCUUAGACGAGGGCCAUUUCCUCUUUUGGAACAGAGGGUUUGAGAUUACAAUGGCAGGUCACACGGAUCCUGCUGGUGCCGAAGGCGGGGAGAACGGCUGGCCACGAGACGAUGGAUACAGGGACGUUUCGCAAGGUUCAGAGCUUGCACCCGGUAACAGAUCUGUCAACGGAACCAUGCAAACGUCUAAAAACUACCUGCACAGUGAGAGAACACUAGCUGGCUAGCUUGCAGCUGGAAGCGAGUCAAUUUCAUUGAGAGCCUUGUCUAGGCCUCUCUAGUAUCUGUCUGUAUCUGCGGACC
Molecule: messenger RNA, 346 nt
Organism: Fusarium odoratissimum NRRL 54006
Lineage: Eukaryota; Fungi; Ascomycota; Sordariomycetes; Hypocreales; Nectriaceae
Exons: 1
Coding region: 94-270 (58 amino acids)
Source: RefSeq, a predicted model, not a curated record